Messenger RNA from Microthlaspi erraticum, 1383 nucleotides. NCBI's taxonomy places the organism in Eukaryota, Viridiplantae, Streptophyta, Magnoliopsida, Brassicales, Brassicaceae. The record is from the annotation of a GenBank genome assembly.
AUGAACAUGAUGAGCUCAUUCCAACAAGAACAAUCACUGGACACAGAAUGUGUGUCGACUACAGGAAAGCUGAACUCCUCCACGCGCAAGGACCACUACCCCUUGCCAUUCAUAGACCAGAUGCUUGAGCGCCUUGCCAAUCAUCAAUACUACUGUUUCUUGGAUGGAUACUCAGGAUUUUUCCAAAUUCCAAUCCACCCAGAUGAUCAGGAGAAGACUACAUUCACUUGUCCCUAUGGCACAUAUGCUUAUAGGAGAAUGCCUUUUGGAUUGUGCAAUGCUCCAGCUACAUUCCAAAGGUGUAUGAUGUCCAUAUUCACAGAUCUCAUAGAAGAGAUUAUGGAGGUUUUCAUGGAUGAUUUCUCAGUAUAUGCCGCCCAAGACAGUAAAGAUAUCAGAAGCUUCCUAGGACAUGCUGGGUUCUACAGGAGGUUCAUUAAAGAUUUCUCACAGAUAGCAAGGCCGCUAACACGCCUAUUAUGCAAGGAUAUUAACUUUGAGUUCACAGAGGAGUGUCACAAGGCUUUCACUAAGAUCAAAGAUGCAUUGGUCAGUGCGCCAGUGGUUCAACCUCCAAACUGGGAACUACCUUUUGAGAUAAUGUGUGAUGCAAGUGAUUAUGCAGUAGGAGCAGUGCUUGGACAAAGAAAAGACAAGAAGCUACAUGUGAUCUACUAUGCCAGCAGAACACUUGAUGAGGCACAAUGCAAGCUACCUGAAGAAUCAGUUUAUGCAGCUGAAGCUAGCAAUAAGCAUGGACAACUAGGCCAUCACAGGCCAGGAACAAAGAUCUCAUCAUCAAACACACCAUGGUUUCGCCACAUAGCAAACUUCCUUGCAGCUGAAUACCCACCACCAAACUUCUUUGGCUACAGAAAGAAGAAAUUUCUGCGUGAUGUAAGAAGGUACUACUGGGAUGAACCUUACUUAUACAAGAAAUGUUCAGAUGGAAUGUUUAGAAGAUGCAUACCUGAGGAAGAGGUAGAAGGAAUAUUGUUUGCUUGUCAUAGUUCUAGCUAUGCAGGCCACUUUGCCACUUACAAGACAGUAUCCAAGGUCCUACAAGCUGGAUUUUGGUGGCCAACAAUGUUUAAGGAUGCUCAUGCAUUCAUAUCAAGAUGUGAUGCUUGCCAAAGAAUGGGAAAUAUAAGCAAGAGGAAUGAGAUGCCACAGAACUUUAUACUAGAAGUUGAAGUUUUUGAUGUUUGGGGCAUUGACUUUAUGGGACCCUUCCCAACCUCUUUUGGUGACCAAUACAUUCUAGUGGCAGUUGAUUAUGUCUCCAAAUGGGUGGAAGCCAUGCCAGCCCUACUAAUGAUGCACAAGUGGUCAUCAAGAUGUUUAAAUCCAUCAUUUUUCCAAGGUUUGGAGUGCCUAGGAUAG